AUGAGACUGACAGUUAGUCGAGAGUCCGACAUGGCAGCCACUGAGACAUGGUCGAGUCUAGCUCUACUGAUUUUGGUCGGAACAGCUGUCGGGCACGUGGACAGCGAUCGCUUCGUUAUCGACAUUUCCACAGACGGGACCUACAGCAUCCUCGUCAACGGCGUCACCUGGUUACGUAGCGCGCCAACCUUUUUCAACGCGGCUGGAAAGACGUACUCUUUGGGUGAUAAAACGUUAAAGAUAAGGUCCAUCACAUUGAGCAGUGGUAGUGACAAGCUGGGACAGUGGAAGGACGACUGCACGCAUUUCACAGCGAGGAAUUACAACAUCACAGGCUGUAUCAGAACAUAUCCCACGCACCCAGACCUACCUGUUGUAAUCUUCAGACAGAUUUAUGAGGAUACAGUUGACGGUACAAGUUCCGGUGAUACAAACGGCGUGAUAUCCGGUUUCCCAUCUUUCCAAGUGGCAAACACCUCGGCUUCCCUUGGUUUCUUGUCUUAUGGAGGCGACAUGUUUGGAGGAACAGCAAUCAAAUAUGGCAGAUGGCCCUCGGACAACUCGCGGAUUAACAGCGGACUAGAAGGAGGUCCAGUGGUCAUGUUUGACACACUUAAAAACGUCCUAAUUACAGCUCCAUUUAACGAGUUCAUGGCCGCAAGUGUAUUCAGUGACGUCAGAAACUCCAGAGUGAGCUGGGGCAUCAUGGGAGGUGUUGACAGAGUACCUAGCGGAUACGUUUAUCAGACAAUCAUGUACUACGGUGAUGAUGGAAUAAAUACGGCCAUGUCUGAUUGGGGGAUGCUAAUGAAAACUUAUUAUGACAAGAAACCCGACUACAGAGGUACAGAUCUCACUCUGGUCUAUGUUGGGUACUGGACAGACGGAGGAGCCUACUAUUAUUACAACACGGAACCCAACAAGACGUACGAACAGACAAUUCUUGAUGUAAGAGAUUACGCCAACAGAUCGAACAUACCUUACAGAUACGUACAGUACGACUCGUGGUGGUACUACAAGGGACCCGGCGGUGGAGUAAAGACGUGGACACCAAUGCCUGACGUCAUGCCGGAUGGCUUCCAGUCGGUUUAUGAUAAAACGGGUUGGCCAGCAUCUGCUCACAAUCGGUGGUGGUCACCAGCAACAACGUAUGCCAAACAAAAUGGAGGGUUGUUCGAUUUUAUUGUUGAAAAGAAGAAAGCUAUUCCAGUGGAAGAGGCAUUCUGGGACUAUUUGUUUGAUUCUUCACGAAAAUGGGGUUUAGUGACGUAUGAACAGGACUGGUUAGACCGAGAGUUCGAGGAAAUGCACGCCACAGUGACUGACAUCAGCCUGGGCAGAACGUGGCUGCUACAGAUGGGUCGGGCCGCCAGGAACAAUGGCCUCACCAUUCAGUAUUGUAUGUCGUUGCCGCGACACGCCAUGCAGAGCAUUGAGGUCCCCGUAGUUACUCAGGCGCGGGUCAGUGGAGAUUAUAGGGCGGGUGGUGAACAAUGGAGGAUCGGAGUCGCCUCACUGUUUGCCGAUGCCAUGGGAAUAGCGCCAUUCAAGGACACGUUCUGGACCACAAAGGAUCAACCUGGAAACAAAUAUAACCUCAAGGAGCCGUACGCCGAGCUGCAGCUUACUGCGGCAACACUGAGCACCGGUCCAGUGGGACCCAGCGACAUGAUUGAACACACCAACGUGUCUCUGUUAAUGACAUGUUGCAAUGCUGAUGGAAUGGUCUUAAAACCUACAAAGCCAGCCAUGGCAAUCAACAGUCAGAUCACAAAGUCUGCCUUCAUGGAAGGGUCAGGUCCCACAGGAGAAGUCUGGACAACCUAUAGCAGAAUAGGAAACUAUUAUUUUGGAAUCAUACUCGGGGUCGGGCUAGCAGCGGACUACAACCUCACACCCGAGGAAGCCGGCUUCAACUUCUUUCAGCCGGAUGUUGUGUUUGCUAAAUCCAAACAGCAUUCGACCACGCCGAUGACGUUUAGCCAAAAAUCCCCCCUGAAGCUAACGACAGCCUGUGCCAGAGAUAACAUUUGUCUUUACUACACUAGUCCAGCUUUAUCGUUUGGAGAUGCCAAAGUAUAUAUCUAUGGUGAGGAGAACAAAGUGGUUCCAGUAUCCCAGCAGAGAGUGACCGGUAUCACCGUAGGUACUGAUAUACAGGUGUCAGUGAAGGGAGCCAUUAACGAGGAAAUCACCUUCGUCUUUCUGCGCGAUAAUGUCUACCUUCCGGUCUUGUGCAAUCUUGGAGCUUCCGGUACAGCACUCAUUAGCUACACGGAACAAUCCUGCAAUAGCAUGUGUUGACGUAGUUCACAGAUAUUAUUGUAAUGAUAAUAUUUAUAUCAUUAUAGUACCAAAUCGUUAUAUAUAUGCUUGUAGUAAAUUCAUAACAAUUUAAGUGGCAUUGUAACAAAGCAAUAUCGAAUAAAACGUAUAUACAU
This is a messenger RNA of Gigantopelta aegis, 2441 nucleotides long. RefSeq lists its product as uncharacterized. NCBI's taxonomy places the organism in Eukaryota, Metazoa, Mollusca, Gastropoda, Neomphalida, Peltospiridae. The transcript is spliced from 18 exons. The coding region runs from base 1 to 2304 and encodes 767 amino acids. The record is from RefSeq and is a predicted model, not a curated record.